AAAGCCAUUUUUCAAAGCGGAGACCCCACCAAACCCCUGUCUCUCGAUCCUCGCGAGUCAGCGCCAUGUCGUCCCCACCACCACAGCGGCCACCAACCAGCACCACUGCGCCCCCGCCUACCGCCACGCCCCCUCCUCCUCCGGCCACCGCCCCGCAGCCCCUGCCGCGCGCCUUCCUCGCCACCUCCACCGCGCCGCAGCGCGCCGCCAACUCGACCCCGCCGCCGCCGCCGCUCUUCACCGGCCGCCCAUUGAACCCUAACCCUAGCCACGCCUCCCCCGCGCACGGCAUCCUCUACCCCGUCGCCACAUCAUCCUCCAUCCCCGCCGCCGCCGCCGCCGCGGCGGCCGUGGCGGCGAACCAUCGCCGCGCUCCCCCCAUCGGCGUCGCGUACCCGCGCGCCCACGCCGUCGCUGUCCCCGUCACAGCGCCGUCUCAGCAGCCCCAGGCGCCAGCGCAGCCGCGCUCCUACGCCGCCGUGCCGCGGGCGGUGGUGGCGGGCGUGACGCCACGUCCAGAGCACCCUCCCCGAGGGGUUCCAAUAGCCCCGCAUCCUCAGCUCAAGGUUAAUGCUGUUCCAGCUGUUACUCCAUCUCUGGCUGUUACUCCAUCUCCAGCUGUUACUCCAUCUCUAGUUGUUACUCCAUCUCCAGCUGUUACCCCAUCUCCAGCUUUUACUCCAUUUCCUCAGGAGCAUGUCACCACAAAGGAAAGAGAAAGUACCAAAGAAAACGCUUCAACUGUGGUGAUCAAUGACCGCAAAGUUAACGUGUUAGACAGUGAGUCAGGAUCCUUGUAUGCUCUUUGUCGAUCUUGGCUACGCAAUGGUGUUCCACAUGAAAUUCAGCCAAGCUUUGUUGGAAACGUUGCACCACUUCUUCCAAGACCUUUGCCUGCUUCAGUUGUAGAUUCUAGGAUGUCAGAAAAGGACCAUGAUGUUGAAAAUCAAGUUUCAGAAGAAGAGCAGAGAUAUGCCCAAGAAAGGAACGCCCUGUGCACCAGAGACGCGAUGGACAGAGCAUUGACCAAUAAUGAUACUAGUGAAUAUACCGCGGCUGACUUGUUGAGGGAGCAUGUAACUCGUGCAAAAAAUAUACGUGCCAAAUUGCGCAAGGAGCGGCAAGUCCGGAUCGAGAGAUACAAGCAGCGCCUUGCACUUCUUUUGCCUCCUCCACCACCCCCACCUAGCGAGCCAUGAUGGACUUCCAUGUUGCCAUUGUGUUGUCAUGUUAAGUAACCGAAUCUGUAGAAGCGGAGACAAUUCCAGAUGUUGUACUGUUACUCUGUUUUAGAAUUCGUUCCAGCCGCCAAAUAAUCAACAUUAAACUUUGCAUCUUUGCUUGGAAUGUUUUUCUUCAGGAGAAUUUAGCAUUUUCUUUUUGGAACAUUUGCUCCAUGUAAAUGUGUGUCGUGAAUCUUUCUAGACCAACAAUUGAACUAUUUCUAGCAUGGUAUAA
Molecule: messenger RNA, 1458 nt
Organism: Aegilops tauschii subsp. strangulata
Lineage: Eukaryota; Viridiplantae; Streptophyta; Magnoliopsida; Poales; Poaceae
Cellular component (GO): transcription repressor complex
Source: RefSeq, a predicted model, not a curated record